UCUGUGUGUUUCGCGUCUACACUGAUUAGUUUGUGGCCGUCUCCAUUAAUUGUCAUCAGCAGCAGCUGUCACUCAUUACACAUUUCCUAAUAUAUUGGCUUGUGUCACAUCUUGUGUUUGUGAGAAUGUUGUUUCAUGUCUGAUCUCUGUCUCUUGCUUCUGUGUUGUUUUGCGUUGGAUGUCGUGUCUUCCCCCGGAACCUCAUCCACUCUUCGCACCUCCACAAGCAUCACGACUUACCUUCAGCUCAAUUCCCCGCAGUUCCUGUGCCAUCCUCUCCUGCUGACUACUCACCGUCACCAUCCGGAUUACUCACCGUCUCACCACCAUCUUGGAUUGUCUGGAUGACAGCCUAAAACAGUAUGUGCACAACUUUGAGAGAGAGAAGAUUAAUGGAGAACAGCUACUGAAGAUCUCACAUCAGGACCUUGAGGAACUGGGCAUUGUCCGCAUUGGCCACCAGGAACUGGUUUUAGAGGCUGUAGAUCUACUCUGUGCUCUGAACUAUGGUGUGGAGACAGACAACUUGAAGAACCUGAUGCUAAAGAUGAGAGCUGUGACCAGCAGCCUUCACACUGCAACAUCAGAACGAAGGAAGAGCCCUACAUAUGAAAGCAACACGUCUAGCAAGCUCCCAAAUCAAUUCCUCUCCUCUGUGGUUGAACUUAUUGGAGCAGCCAAAAGUCUCCUGGCAUGGCUGGACAGAACUCCACUGACAGAGGUCAGUGAUUUUACCUCCACCAAGAACAAAAUCAUUCAGUUGUGUUUGGAACUGACAACUACAGUACAACAGGACUGCACUGUCUAUGACAUGGAAGAGAAUAUUUUGGAUGUUUCAAAUGUGUUGAACAGUAUUUGUGACCAGACUGUGAGAACCACCUCGGAUCCUCUAAUGAGCCACUCAGCAUGUCUGGAAGAAGUUCAGCUGACCAACAUCAAACCAGAAGAGGGAUUGGGCAUGUACAUAAAAUCCACCUUCGAUGGACUUCAUGUCAUCACUGGCACCACUGAACAUUCCCCAGCUGAUGUGACAUGCAAGAUCCACGCUGGAGAUGAAGUCAUCCAGGUCAACCAGCAGACAGUGGUGGGUUGGCAGCUGAAGAACCUGGUGGCCAAGCUGAGAGAGGACCCUAAAAGUGUGGUGCUUCUUUUAAAGAAAAGGCCCACAGGAACCUCAGGAUUUACCCCAGCACCUCUCAAAAACAUGCGCUGGAAAGCACCCGUGCCUCAGAGCUUCACGUCUCCUAGUAAGAGUCAGUCAGACAAUUCUGUCAAACUCUGCAGUAGGAAGGACAAGCCAGCCAUACUGGACCUGUACAUCCCACCACCUCCAUCAGUGCCUUACACACCACGGGAAAUACAGAACAGCUCAUACACAAGCCUUAAUGCCAGACCUAAAGGUUCGGAGUCCCCAAACUCCUUCCUGGACCUGGAGCGCCAACGACACUUCACUAUUGCCGACUAUGACAAACUGUCUAUUCAACCAGUUGAGGUCAAUGUACAGAUGCGUCCUAGAGGAAGAUCCUCAUCACAAGGUAAACCACGACCUCUGUCAAUGCCUUCAGAUACAUGUUUGAGCGUGGCAGACCUGUAUGCAAAGCCCUGGACACAGGGGCAAAAAGGUGAAGAUCUUCUGUACAGAUACCUAAGCAACGAACGCAUACCAACUAUCGCUGAGGAGGCCCCGGGCCCCAGCUCGUCUAACAAGUUCACAGCCGAAAGACCUGCUCAUGGGAUCGACUACUCGAGGAACAGCCGGUUUCUUGUCAGUGCAGAUCUACACAACAGCGCCACCAUACCUUAUCAAGAGGACAUAAUCAAAAAGACCCCCAACCGGCCCUCCGCGGAGCCCUCACUACUGGAUCCCGACUGGACCUCCAACAACGCAUUCAUCAACAGCAGGUACAGCAACGGUGCCAUGCGGUCCUGGUCAUUCUCUCAAGCAGCGUGCUUUCCCAUUUCCCUGGCUCCUCGUAUGGCUUCUGAUGAGUACAAUCCAGUGUCCCUCAGACUGAAGUCAAAGAAGAAGAAUUGUAGAGGAAGUCCUAGAAUGAGCAGAAGGAGAGUUUCAGUGAAAGAUUUGGACCCAGUGGACCAUCAGGGCUGGCUUUAUAGGAAGAAAGAGGGGAAGGGAUUUCUGGGUAUUAAGUGGAAAAAGUAUUGGUUCGUGCUAAAGAGAACAUCUCUGUACUGGUACACAAAUGAAGUGGCUGAAAAAGCAGAAGGCUUUAUAAAUUUGACUGAUUUUGUAAUUGACCGGGCGAUGGAAUGUAAGAAAAAAUAUGCAAUCAAAGCUUGCCACCACAAAGUCAUGAUGUUUUACUUUGCAGCAGACAGCAAUGAGGACAUGAACUUAUGGCUGAAUAAACUUGGUCUGGCAUCUAUUCGGUAUGAACCCACAGAGGCUCAAACAGCUGAAUGCUACAGUGAAGCCAGUGAUCACGAGGAGUCCACUGAAACUCCUCCACCGUGGUACUCCGAGCACUACACCCAAGCUGUAGCAAAUGCCAGUGGUCCAUUAGCCACAGUGCAUCAGGGAAGCAUUCCUCCUCAAUAUUCCUCUCCUGUUCCUGGUGAAACUACUGGAACCCUCUCCUCUCCUGUCAGUACAAUGACAUCCCACAGCUCUGUCUCAUCUCUGGCUAAGCAUAGACGAUCUGGGCUAGACUUUGUCUCCCAGGCAACACCUACUGCUGGUGAAACUGUGGUCUGCUCUGCUUUGGUCCAUACAAUGAGCACUACAAUAAAGGAAACCUCACAACAUAGUGAAACCAUAGCUCCAUCUCAAGACUCCCUUGGAGGCUCAUCCAACACAUCACCUAUGGCUAUAUCCACAGAGCCAGAGGAACCAGAAACACAGCUGAUCUUAACUGACACCAGAUCUGAAAUUCUAGAUGGACAGGAAGGAACUUAUGAUGAGAUGGAAAGAUUGUACUUACAUUUGAAAAGAGCGAGUUUGUCUCCAACGGGUGAGCGGAAGCCAUCAUCAAAAUGGGAAUUACGAGCCUCAUUUAUAAAGCGUUCCAAAAACCAGACACUCAAUGUGAAGAUACAUCUCAUCAGAACUCUCAACAGCACGCUAAAGGCUAAAGAAGCAGAUCUACUGACUUUGGAGCAGGUAGUGGCUGACUCUGCUCUCACUGCAAGUAAAUUCAGGGAGUGGAAAGAGACCAAUGCUGUUCUGCUGCGGGAGAUUAUUCUGAGCUAUUGACUGCCCCUAGUGCCUCAGCUGUGCAUCCCUCAACAUAGAUGUGUACACACAUUGAAAGAGUAUACACAAGAACAAAAACACUGCAAAAAUGGAACAUUUUCAAAUCUGGUCUUGAAAUAAGAAUUCAAAUAAUUUAUCUAAGACUACCAUUACUUUCACUUGCCAUCAUUUUUCUAAUUAUUAUUUAUUUUAUUUGUAUUUUAAUUUUUUUUCUACAAAAGUAAAAUCAGUCUGUUACAAUUAGGUUGUUGUAAAAUCCUUGUUGUUUCUAUUGGAGACCUGUUCAAAAACCUGUGGCAUCUUAUUGAUGUUAAAAUACAUUAUUUUGAAUCAUAUUAGAGCACCAAACAUGUUCAAAUGUUUAAUAUGUGAUUUUCAUUGUUGUUGUUGUUUUUUUCUUUCUUUUCUCAACUUGCAUACUAACCUAAAGUGCUGAUUAUGUGCAGUCUAUAUAGCUUGCCAUGGUUUUAUUAUUAGGGGCAUAGCACCGAAUGGGUGUCUGUGGCAGCCCUAUGACCUAGGAACCAUAAGUAAUGGCACACUUGUAGUGAUGGUCAUGAAUAUUGAUCUGACCAACUCUAUAGCGCCACCACAAUUUCAAAUAUUCACAUUCCCUAAAGUAAACUGCAGCUGUGUGCUAUUUAUGACAUACUGACAUAAAUUUCUAAUAAAUUUCAACGGUCGCUUUGUCACAUCAAGUGUAGACAGACUUUAGCUGUUUGCUUAGGUAUCUUAGCAUUCUAAUCUGGACAACAUGUUAAGUAAUGCUUAUGUGUUCUGUUGAGUGUGUGUCAACUGAUUAGUGCUCUCUGUUAAGCCACUGGUCCUGAAACUUUCAGGUUGUCUGAAUCCCACGUGGCACAUACCAUGCAGUGCUUUUAUAUAGAAUAUCUUAAGAAUGUUUUGUGCUUUUGAGAUGCACAUUGUUAAGCUUUUGACUAUUAAGUGUGUUGUGCAUUGAUGAGUUUGCUGUGAUUGUUAUGCUUGCUGUUUGCAGUAACAGUGGUUGUUAUGCUUGCUCCACCUUCGGGGCUUGGCCCCGUAUUGCUGAUAGCAGCUAUAUUUGUAAAUGCAUCUGUUUAGAUAUAUUUUUAUUUAUUAAAAGUAUGAUGCAACUGUUUUUGUAAGAAGCUUGAAAUUUCAGAAUCACAAGUGUGAGUACUGUUCGUGGAAUAAAUCAUCUUAUUU
Molecule: messenger RNA, 4399 nt
Organism: Carassius auratus (goldfish)
Lineage: Eukaryota; Metazoa; Chordata; Actinopteri; Cypriniformes; Cyprinidae
Product: connector enhancer of kinase suppressor of ras 3-like
Exons: 25
Coding region: 539-3211 (890 amino acids)
Biological process (GO): regulation of signal transduction
Cellular component (GO): cytoplasm; membrane
Molecular function (GO): protein binding
Source: RefSeq, a predicted model, not a curated record